Messenger RNA from Cicer arietinum (chickpea), 351 nucleotides. The record is from RefSeq and is a predicted model, not a curated record. Lineage: Eukaryota; Viridiplantae; Streptophyta; Magnoliopsida; Fabales; Fabaceae.
AUGAUCAGACUCCAAAUUGAAUCCGUUGUUGUUUUCGUACUUAUUUUGUUGGCCUCUACGGCGACGGCGACGGCGACGGGGAAAUUUUUACCAGUGCAUGACAUCAACGAUCCACAUUUGGCAGAUCUAGCCAAUUUCGCCGUUCACGAACACGAUAGGAUAAAUGGGGUGAACAUAAAGUUCGAUAAGAUCAUCCAGGCUCAAUAUGAUUUUUCAAAUACCCUUCACCAAUUCCACCUCAUCUUUUCCGUCACUGACGAUUCCGUUUAUAACAAAUAUGAAGCUCUUAUGUUAGAGGAUCAAGUCGAUCUCUCCCGCAAAGUCGCUUUCUUUAACGCUUUUCCUCAGUAA